AUGAUAUCAGUUCCAUGUCUGGGUGUAGAGAGGCGCGAUCUUGAUCAAGACGCCGCUAAGGGUUAUACCAAGCGCGCGGUCGACGAGGAUGCUACCAAGGGCUACACCAAGCGUGACGUCGACGAGGAUGCGGCCAAAGGAUACACAAAGCUAAGACGUGAGCUCACCGAGCAGCAAAUUGCACGCCUUGGAAUCUGGCAACGGGGCUGA
Messenger RNA from Penicillium samsonianum, 210 nucleotides. RefSeq lists its product as uncharacterized. Bases 1 to 210 code for a protein of 69 amino acids. The transcript has a single exon. The record is from RefSeq and is a predicted model, not a curated record. NCBI's taxonomy places the organism in Eukaryota, Fungi, Ascomycota, Eurotiomycetes, Eurotiales, Aspergillaceae.